GGUGGCGGUAUGCACCGUAAAGUUGCUUGCUAUAAACCAUAAUAGAAAAGAAGAAGAAGAACAACAACAACAACAACUCUCAGCUGUUUGCUGCGUGUUUGUUCCACGCGAGAAAUGGGGGGCAGAGAAUGUUGCGUGAUUAGCUGUGGAAGCAGCUCCCACAGCCACCAGGGCAGGAUGUUCCUGAACGGCCUGAGCUUCCACUGCUUCCCUGCGUGGAGAACGAAGGAAGGCGACUUUAUAUCGGAGCUAACGAGGCGGCGGAGAGACGCGUGGGUGACCGCCGUGGGCCGCAGAGAAAUCACCUUCGACCGCAUCCCGUCCUCCAUGAGAGUCUGCUCCAGACACUUUCUGUCUGGAAAACCAGCGUAUGAGAUGCUGGACUCGGAUCCAGACUGGGUGCCGUCUCUACACCUGGGUCAUGAUGGUGAUGAUGAAUAUGAAGAAAAGUCCUGGAAUAAAAGAAGAAGGUUGUCUUAUGAUGAGAAGCCAGUAGAAGGAGCAGAUGGUGCUGCUGAAGCCAGGAAACCUCCUCCGCCUGCGUGGAAAGAUGUGAAAUCUGCCCUGCAGUCUCUUCUGGAGGGUAAAACCAUCAUCAGUCAGCAGCAGGGAGACGAUGAGCAGAACCAAGGCGCUGAGACGAGGACCGACUCCAGCUUCCGGGACUUCUUCAGGAACGCUCUGGAGUCGUCUCUGGAGGCCUCCAUCCAGGCCAGAGCUCGCUCUAAGAGUCGGCCGCCGUCCACAGAGUACGAAGUGGAGCUGAACGUCAAGCUUCCAUCUUCUCCAGGAGAACCGUCCGCUCUGGAAGAGCCAUCCUCUUCACAACCAUCUUUUUCACCGUCGUGUGCGAACUGCUCCAUGAUGCUGCAGAGGAUUCGAGAGCUGGAGCAGAAGCUGUUUGAAGUCACCAACAAACAUGAGAUCAAAGUGCUGAACAGACCCAAGCAAACGAUCACAGAGGAGACCAGACCCUCUGGGGAAGAGGGUGAGUCACAACAGCCUGUUCCAUCCUGCCCUGCACCAGCCCUCAGCAGCUUCCUUCAAUACAGAAAAAAGAAAAAUGAGGAGCGGUUAAAGCAAAAGGAAAAAAUGAAAGUUCGGAUAAAUAUUGGCUUGAUGGCCAUUCACAAGGAUUGUCUAAAGCCACAGCGUGGAAGAACCAUUUCGCUUGCAACACACCCAGAUGUCUCUGCCGCACCUCUGCUCAGUCUUGCUGUUAAACAAAUGAAGGACUUCAACAAAGAUGUAAACGAUAGACCUUUCCUCCUUCUGUACCCAGAUGGGACAGAGGUAAUUAAUAUCCCUGGGACACAAACACCUUUUACUCUUGCAGCUUAUAAGGCUGAAGUUGGCAAGUCAUAUCAAAGGAUCUCUCUUUUCCUCUGCUUGAGAAGGGACUUUGAAGAAGUUGGAAAAUUGUCAGACUUGUCCGAUCCAAAUUAAGUCCAGACUAAAAUAAUUUAUGGGAGAGACCGAAAGGCCAUAGCCAGAGUGUCUGGAUUUAGUAAAAAUGUACAUGAGAAUUGUACCGACUGGAAAUGGUUGAACUCCUUUUGAAGCAAUACAUGGCAGACCUUUUAAACUUCCUUUGUUUAAAGACACCACACCCCCGCCAGAUGACAGUGAAAAACCUCUAGCUGAUUACAUGAAAGAAAUGUUGCAGUCUAAGGAAGUGUCAAAUUAAAAGAAGAAAUCUCUUGAACCAUA
Messenger RNA from Xiphophorus couchianus (Monterrey platyfish), 1710 nucleotides. RefSeq lists its product as uncharacterized. The coding region runs from base 115 to 1446 and encodes 443 amino acids. The transcript has 7 exons. The record is from RefSeq and is a predicted model, not a curated record. Lineage: Eukaryota; Metazoa; Chordata; Actinopteri; Cyprinodontiformes; Poeciliidae.